AUGGAAAAAUACCUGAGACCAGGGAAUAUUGAAUUAUAUCCUCAAAAGAUCAAUACAGAAAUUUGGGGGCAUCUGAAAAAGGAAACCCAAUUCAAAGACAUUGACUCUUUCAAAUUGAGUGAAAAAUUGAUAAAAUGUUCAUAUGCUGUUAUGAGCUUAGUAGAACUGUUAUUAAAAUCUAAGAAACAGGACAAAAAGUCAGAUGAUAAAGACAGUAGUCUGUCUUCUGGGAUUAAGACUGGAAUGGAUGCUCUUUCAUUACUUGGCCAUAUAGUGCAGGAUCAUAAUCAGAUUAGACGUGAUAGUUUAAAGGUAGACUUAAAUCUACAAUAUAAAAAAUUGUGCAAUCCUUCUCAUAAUACUGAUACUGGAUCAAGUAAAUGGUUGUUUGGUGAUGAACUUGGUAAACGUGUAAAAGACAUAAAAGAAACAAAUCAAGUUGGUUCAUCAGUGGCCAGUGGAAGCCGUCUAUAUAAAAGCGUUUCAAGAUUUAAUUCUAGAUCCAAGCCUUUUUUAUCACAAGGCAACAGUCACUACAAGCGACCUCCACAAAAUCAAAAUAGGAUUAAAAUUAAAAUUGGAGAAUUGAUAAAACAGUCACGACCUGGGUUUCACCAAAGUGAAUUAUGUUUUAAGGGAUUUGCUCCUGAUAGAAGAUUGUGUCUUCCUACUGUUUACCUGGAGUAUAUUAAACGAACUGCUAAUUUACGAGGCUCUGAAUGCCAUCUUUUUAUUAGUUAUAUUAAACCUUAUAAAACAGCAUCUAUUACUCUAAACCUAUUAUGGAUGAAGGAAAUUUUGCAGAUACAAUUCUGA
Molecule: messenger RNA, 816 nt
Organism: Lottia gigantea (owl limpet)
Lineage: Eukaryota; Metazoa; Mollusca; Gastropoda; Lottiidae
Exons: 2
Coding region: 1-816 (271 amino acids)
Source: RefSeq, a predicted model, not a curated record